GUUCAACCCCAAUCAUGAUACCUAAUAGAUGUAUCCGAUUAAGUGAACAAAAUUCCAUAAGCUUACCCUGGCUCGGGCUUGGUACUUACUCAAUGACUGACGAGGAAGGAAAGGAAGCCAUCAAAAUGGCCAUCGAUUUUGGUUACCGAAUGUUUGAUACGGCUGUAGCGUAUGGUAAUGAAGCGAUCGUUGGCGAAGCUAUACGUGAAAAGCUUCGCGAAUAUAGUCAUUUGACACGUGAAGAUUUCUUCAUAAUCUCCAAACUGUGCGGAACGCAUCAUCGGUUUGAUUUGGUUGAAAAGUGCUGCAAUGCGUCGGUGGAACGUUUGGGUUUGGAUUAUGUCGAUCUUUACCUGAUGCACACACCUGUUGCUCUGCAUCGCAUAGAGAAGAAUAGCUCGACCAAAGGAACGGAAGUAAACUCCUUCGACAAUACUAUCAGCCCAACUGAAACGUGGUUUGGAUUAGAAAAAUGUUAUCAGGAAGGUAUCUGCCGUUCGAUAGGCGUGUCCAACUUCAGCGAACCUCAGCUUAAAACGCUCCUGCAGAAAGGAUCAAUUUUCCCGGCAGUAAAUCAGAUUGAAUGUUCGGUAGGAUUCAACCAAAAACAAAUGCGCCAAUUUUGCCAUCAACAACAAGUGCUCAUUAUGGGAUACGCACCGUUGGGAAAACAAAAGCUUCCGUUCCUAGCGAACCAAAGCGUAAAUGAAAUUGCAUUGGCGGUUGGUAAAACUCCUGCCCAAGUCUGUUUGAGAUAUCUCAUUGAUGGCGGUGUUGUGCCUAUAGUCAAAUCUAGCAAUUGCUACCGCCAGCAAGAAAAUAUGGACAUUUUCGAUUUUAAGCUCACCGCACAACAAGUGCGGGAGUUGGAUGCCGUUACAGGCAAUCAACGAGCCUGCAAUAUGCGUCAUUUAGCAGCGGCGAAACAUUUUCCCUUUACCGAUGUCGCUUGA
Messenger RNA from Anopheles maculipalpis, 953 nucleotides. RefSeq lists its product as uncharacterized. The record is from RefSeq and is a predicted model, not a curated record. Gene Ontology annotation, molecular function: oxidoreductase activity. Bases 15 to 953 code for a protein of 312 amino acids. The transcript has 2 exons. Lineage: Eukaryota; Metazoa; Arthropoda; Insecta; Diptera; Culicidae.